AUGAAACAGAGAUUGAGUUCGUUAGAUUUGCAACUGAUAUCCAAAGAGUUGGAGAAUCAAAUUGUAGGAUUUCGCUUAAGAAAUAUCUAUAACAUUGCUGACUCAAACAGGCAAUUCUUAUUAAAGUUUGGAAAACCCGAUUCCAAGUUAAACGUUGUCAUUGAUUGCGGAUUGCGAGUUCAUACUACUGACUUUACCAGGCCGAUUCCCCCGACUCCUUCGUGGUUUGUUUCCAAAUUGAGAUCGUAUUUGAAAGAAAAACGAUUGACGGCAGUUAAGCAGAUCCCAAAUGACAGAAUAAUUGUGUUUACUUUUGCUGAUGGUAAGUACUACCUUGUUUUAGAAUUUUUCAGUGCCGGAAAUGUGCUUUUAUUGGAUGCUGACCAAAAAAUUCUUUUACUACAGAGAGUUGUCGAUGAUUAUUCGAUGAAAGUUGGUGAAUUUUAUGACAUGGCCAACUUUGCAGAAAUUAACCAAACUUCAACUACGGUUCCUGAUCCUAAGGAAUAUUUCGAAAAUGAAAUAGCAGAUUGGUUGAAAGAAGCCGACGUUAAAGCCAAAAGCACAAUUGUGCCCGGAGAGGCUAAAAAAGGUAAACUCAAGGGAAAAGCAUCUGUUCCGUCUAUUCAAAAACUUUUAUUUGUUCAUGCUCCACAUUUAUCAAGUGAUUUGAUUCAAAACUCGUUGAAAGCUAUUGGUAUUGAUCCAUCUUCUUCGUGUCUUGAGUUUAAACACAAUGUCUCUGUGCUUGUUGACUUAAUGUCCUCAUUAGAAGUUCAAGCAAAUAAAUUGAUCUCGACUACGUCAACAAGAAUAGGUUAUAUAGUGGCUCAUAAGAACAAACUGUACGAUCCUUUAAGAGACAAGCCGGAACUUGAAUACACUUUUUCAAAUUUCCAUCCCUUCAAACCCUUUGUAGGAGAUUCCACUGACGUCAAAAUUAUCGAAAUCGGCGGAAUGUACAAUAAUACCGUAGACACAUUCUUUUCUACAAUAGAAUCAAACAAAUAUGCUAGCCGUAUCCAAAAUCAGGAUUUCCAGGCUCAAAAAAAAUUGGAUGAGGCAAAGAAUAACAAUGAAACUAUUAUAAAAUCGUUAUUACAUGCACAACAAACUAACGAAGAAAAAGGAAACAUUUUGAUAGCUAAUGCAAAUUUAGUAGAAGAGGCCAAGAAUGCAGUUAAAAGCUUAUUGGACCAACAAAUGGACUGGCAAAGUAUGGAAACUUUAAUAGCAAACGAGCAGCGGAAAGGCAACAAGAUUGCUCGGAUCAUUAAGCUGCCAAUGGAUUUACCAAAUAAUAAAAUUACCAUUGAAUUACCAAAAGAUGGGUACAGCGAGGAUGAUUCUACUGAACAUCAUCAGUCAGAAGCUGAUUAUUCAUCAAACGAAAGUGAUGUUAACCAAUCAGAUUCCUCUGUCUCAUCGGAUUAUUCUGAUUCUGAUUUUGAAGAACUAACUUCAUCCAAAAGUAAACAGCAAAGUAGAAGAAAAUCCAAGAUAACAUCAGAGAAACGGGAAACUGUUCUGCUGACAGUCGAUUUAUCUUUAUCGGCAUUUGCAAACGCCUCCAGUUAUUUCAACGCCAAAAAGGCGACAUCAGAGAAACAAAAAAAAGUUGAGAAGAAUGCUGAAAAGGCUUUAAAAAGUAUCCAGCAAAAGAUCGAAAAAGAUCUACAAAAGAAGUCAAAGGAAUCUCAUGAUAUCUUGAAAGCAAUUAGAACUCCAUAUUUUUUCGAAAAAUAUUACUGGUUUAUUUCUAGCGAAAGUUUUCUCGUACUGAUGGGUAAGAGUCCCGUCGAAACUGAUCAACUUUAUGCAAAGUAUGUUAAUGACGAUGACAUUAUGGUCACCAAUGCAUUUGACGUGAAGGCUUGGAUUUUGAACCCUCAGAAGACUGAAGUACCACCAAACACACUAAUGCAAGCUGGUACUUUUGCAAAUUCUGCAAGUGAUGCAUGGUCAAAAAAGAUUGCAUCCUCUCCUUGGUGGUGUUUCGCUAAAAAUGUAACGAAAUUUGACGACAUUGAUGGCAGUGUUCUUCCAGUUGGAUCAUUUAGAAUGAAACAACCUAAAGCUAAAAACAUGUUGCCACCAGCACAAUUAGUGAUGGGAUUAGGACUUGUGUGGAAAGUAAAGACAGAGGAUAGCGAGGAAAAAGAGGGUGAGUAUGAACAAAAUAGUGACUUAGAAGCAUCUGACGAUGAUACAAGUCAUACUUCUCAGCCGGAAACAAACCCAGUCGACCAAAUUGAUAAUAAUGUAAACGUUAUUUCAAAAGAAAUUAAUGAUCUAGGGUUCGAUGUCAACAAUUUCGAUGAAGUGGCUUUAGCAGGAGAAGAGGCCACUGAUGGGUACGAGAAACUCUCAAAUAGUGAUUUAUCCAAAGGUGAAGAGGAUUUUGAUGAGAGUAAGACUAUAGCUACUUCAAUUGUUGAAAAUAUGAAUACAGCGGUUCGUGGUAAGAGAGGGAAAUUGAAAAAAAUCCAAAAGAAGUACUUUGACCAAGAUGAAGAAGAAAGAUUAUUGAGACUAGAAGCACUUGGAACAUUAAAAGGUAUUGAAAGAGAGAAGCAAAAAAAACUUGAAGAGAUGGAAAGAGCCGAAAAGAGGGAGUUUAAAAAGCGGAUACGUAAAAACCAAGAGCAAACUCGCAUCUUGCAGUUUAACAAAUCAGAAAAGGUCGAAGUUGAUAUUCCAAAAUUUUUGAAUCAAUUGAAAACCGGUAUUUCCAAAGAUGAUAAAAUAGCUGACGUUAUCCCUGUCUAUGCCCCCUGGGCUGCUUUAACUAAAAAUAAGUAUAAAGUCAAAAUACAGCCUGGCACUGCAAAGAAGAGCAAAUCUAUUAAUGAAACUCUACAUUACUUCUUGAAUAGAACUGUCGACAGUUCGGAGUACGAUAAAGACUUAGAUUGGCCAAGAGAACAUGAAACAAUAAAGCUAAUCAAAACUUUGGAUGUCGUUCCUAUUAUUUGUUCUGAUAAAUUGAAGAUUUCCAUCCCAGGUGGAAACGACAAAGCAUCCUCAGGCAGAUCACAUAAAUCAAAGCAAUCAAUGGCGAAAGGUAAGAAGUCUAAAAAAUGA
Molecule: messenger RNA, 3084 nt
Organism: Kluyveromyces lactis
Lineage: Eukaryota; Fungi; Ascomycota; Saccharomycetes; Saccharomycetales; Saccharomycetaceae
Gene: RQC2
Product: Rqc2p
Exons: 1
Coding region: 1-3084 (1027 amino acids)
Biological process (GO): rescue of stalled cytosolic ribosome; ribosome-associated ubiquitin-dependent protein catabolic process
Cellular component (GO): RQC complex
Molecular function (GO): ribosomal large subunit binding; tRNA binding
Source: RefSeq, a predicted model, not a curated record